Xyrauchen texanus (razorback sucker) is the source of this 4902-nucleotide messenger RNA. Its product is annotated as rho GTPase-activating protein 40-like. The transcript has 15 exons. Gene Ontology annotation, biological process: regulation of actin filament polymerization; regulation of small GTPase mediated signal transduction; signal transduction. Gene Ontology annotation, cellular component: cytoplasm. Lineage: Eukaryota; Metazoa; Chordata; Actinopteri; Cypriniformes; Catostomidae. The record is from RefSeq and is a predicted model, not a curated record. The coding region runs from base 1217 to 3094 and encodes 625 amino acids. Gene Ontology annotation, molecular function: GTPase activator activity.
CACACACACACACACACACACACACACACACACACACACAGCAACAGAGUAAUGCACAUGGCAGCAGUGAGCAGCUGAUGAGAAGAAAAGAAAUGAUCAAACAUAAGGAAUUAAAAACAGGCCUCGUGCUUCCUUUGAUUGUUGGAAUAUAUUUUACAGCUUUAAGAAGUGGAACAUAAAACCAGCAAAUCUACUGGAGAAGAGCUGAUGAACUGUUAUUGAUCACAUAGAAGCAACAGAUAUUGAUUCAGGAUCAGGAGUGUAAAGUGCUUUUGAUGCAGUCACAAUGUUUUAUAUGGAUUUAAAGUCCAGUGAGGAGAACGUGCAGCGACUGAUGCGAUCUAAACCUGUGCUGCGGGGCAAACUGUGUCGCCAGCGACUGCGUUUAAUCCAUCGACCGCAAGAGCAACGCUCACCCCGACACACUCAGACUCCAUCGGUCACCAGGUACAGUCGAUUAAAGGACAUCAGCAGACUGACACGAGCGCUGGAUGAACUCAUUCUUUAGUCUCUAUAACACUUUAUUUUGUGUUCUUAAAUGACUUUUAUUUUCCUUGAGAAAGUUAUUCCAGUGUUUUAGAGGUUUUGUUGACAGGUUUCUCUGCAGGUACGAAACAACCUAUUUUUACUUCCAGAAUCAGUGCUCGCGCUUCUGUCAUAUAAACGGACGGCAAGAUGAAAGAUAAACCUGCAGCUCCACUGAAACGGGUUUCACCGGCCGUCCCGUCCCGCUGUCCGCUCAACAGACCCUCAGAAACUCAUUAACAUGUCAAUCGUCUCUGAUGUUCACUGGAUAAAUGAUCCUGCAGAGACUCGGUGUCAUCAGGAGCUGUGAAGAGUCACACGUGUUCUGCUCUUAUAAUAUUUCAUAUAUCGUGCAAUUAAUGUAAAUGUGUUUCACUUCACGGCCGCAUCACUUCCUCCAGAGUGCAUUAAAUGCAUUUGUUUACUAAUAAAUCAAAUUGUUUAAAUAUAUUCAUUAGAGAUUCCUGGAAAGUUCAUGGAAAUUCAACGGAUAAAAAGUGUUGGAAUUCUGAUUUAUCAAAACCUUUCUUAUUUUUCACAUUCACCAUCAUUGUUUUCCUCUCCCUAAACCUCUGAAACUUAUUGUGUGUGAGUGUGUGUGUGAGUGUGUGUGUGUGUGAGUGUGUGUGUGUAGAGUGUGUGCGUGUUUUUGUGAUUUACGAGGACAAUUUUGGACUGCAGUCUCAGCGCGAUGAAUGAAGAGUCCUGGGACCCUCGUGACCCGCAGCCGGAUUCAACUGACCUCUCGAUCUCACAGCCGCAGCAGCCUGAUAAACUCUGUCUGGAGUCUUUUUGGAGUGAAGUCGAGACAAUACGACAAAACAUUAGCGACUUCGAACCCGAGGGCAGCCGACGAGACUCACGACAGUCUGAAGACGACGAGCAGGACGAGCUCUGGCUGCAGGACGCUGGAUUGUCGCCGUUGGCAACCAGUGAAGGAGAGGAAGUUGAUAAAGCAGUGUUGUUGUCGACGCUCACUAAGACACAAGCAGCGGCGGUUCAGAGACGCAUCGACUCGUACACGUGUUCACUGCGCAAGAGAAACAAAACCCCACCACGACACGUCAAAGACAUCUUUAGCUGCUCCAUCACUCAGUCCACAGUUUCAGAGACACACAACAGUGAAUCUGACACACACACAAACAUGGAGAGCAUCACAAAGACUCAACGAUCAGCUGUCAGUGUUCAGGACUCUACAGGAGCUCUACAGAAGGACGAGAUCUUCAUCACUGAUGUGGCGUAUUGUGAACAAGCCGCUAUUUUACUGAAACUCGCCAAACUACCACAGAACAACAGCAGCCAACACAGAAGAGAUGAUGGAAUUCUGCCGAGGGUGAUCUGUCCUCAGUGUCGUUUGGGUGUGACGCGGGUCGUGGAUCUCUCACAUCAGGACAUGAAGAAGGUCCGUCAACUCGCUUUGAUCGACAUGACAGCGCUGUGUGACCUGCUGGAGCUCGAGGUCAAACGACACAAAACCUGCAAGAGGAAGAUUCCCGAGAGCUGUUUGUUUGGCGUUCCUCUCGCCUCAUUGGUGGAAAACGACCAGAAGAUCAGACCCAACACUCAGAUCCCUCUCUUCCUCCAAGCACUUCUGUCAUUUCUAGAGAAGAAAGGUCUCGAUUCUGAAGGGAUUCUGCGGGUUCCAGGAUCUCAAUCCAGAAUUAAAGUGUUGCAGCAGAAGUUGGAGAAGUCGUUUUAUGGCGGUUCGUUCAGUUGGGAUGAUGUUAGUCCGAAUGACGCCGCGGCUCUGCUCAAGAAAUUCAUCCGCGAGCUGCCGGCGCCGCUGCUGACCGCUAAACACCUCAACACAUUCAGCGCUGUGAGAGAUAUUACUGAACUGAAGCAGAAGUUACAUGUGUUAAAUCUGCUUAUCCUGCUGCUGCCAGAACCAAACAGAAACACACUGAAGGCUCUGAUGGAGUUUCUCAGUAAAGUCGUCUCUUUUGAGCAUCGGAACCGGAUGAAUCUGUGGGCCGUCUCCACCAUCAUGGCUCCAAAUCUCUUCCUUCAUAAAGCCGUGCCGAGUAAACUCGCAGUCGACGGUCAAGAGAAAGGCCAGGCGGAGCGAGCGGCCGAUAUCAUGAGACUCCUGAUUCGCUACCAGGACCUGCUGUGGACGGUUCCUAACUUCCUGAUGAGUCAAGUGAGGAGACUGAACGAGAACAGCAACCGGCGCUAUCAGUUCUACGACAAACGCAUUAAAAACCUGCUGAGGAAGAUCCACACCGACAGCAAAGACAAAGCCGACAAGAACUCUUCUGAGCGGUGUCGUACUGUUAAGAUCCAGCUGGGUGACGUGAGUUUCUCCAUGGAGUUUCAUCUCACGAUUAACUCUCGAGCUGCUGAUCUGAUGUCACAGUUUUAUAAAGAGCUGCACACCUCUGACAACAGCAGGGGAAUCAUCCGGCGAAAUGGCUCAACAAACCUCCCAGACUGUGCCAUAUAUGAAGUAGGUGGAAAUAUUGGUGAACACUGUCUGGAUCCAGAAACACAUUUGUUUGACCUGUAUAACAACAACCCGAGUGGAGAGUGGAUUAUUAAACUCAAGUCUGCCAGCAGAGGGCAGUAGAGACACAUGACACACAAACUCCAUCGGUUCCCUUUAUAUCUCAUCCACCUCAUUGUUACAAUGCAAAUGAAUCCAAGAGAGCUUUCACACACAAACACAAACACACACUCACACACACACAAACUCACACACACUCACACAAACACAUUUUGAUUGACUUUCAUCUCAUUAAGAAGCUCUGAGAUGCUGAUAAUGAUGAGGAUGAGGAUGAUGAUGAUGUCAAACUGUUACUGAUGUGAUGAAGCUGGACUUCUGUGUUUGAUUUGGAUAUUUUUGUUUAGUGUUUUGAUGACGAACGGCCGCUUGAGAUUGUACGCAUUAUUGCACCAUUAUUUAUUAUUGAACUGCUUGUGCGUAAUCGUGUUUGAUUAUGUGAGAUGAAUGAAUUUCUGGGGUGUCAUUUUGUGCCUCAGUAUUAAACACAUGAAUUCAGAUUUCUACCACAUUUCUAGAAAUCUCUACAAUGUUGCUGUAGCUACAGGCAUCUUUUAAAGCUAAACGUGCACUCUUAUUUCUCCACUGUUUUUAUACGAUAUUGAACUGUUUUGAAAUCUUUUUGAUACAAUUUGUAUUUAGACACUAACCUCAUGAUUGAGACUCACACAUUCAGAGAAAGUAUUAUGUUACACACACACACACACACACACACACACACACACACACACACACACACACACACACACACACACACACACACACACACACACACAUUUGUCAUUAUAACAGAGUGCUAGUGAAAUUGUUUUGUGUAAUAGUGUAUAACAUUCAAACACUGUCACGCCUCUUCCUGCUCAACAAAUACACACACAAUCACACACACACACACACACACACACACACACACACACACACACACAAUCACACACUCACAAACACACACUCACACACACACAAUAUACACAUGCAGACACACACACACACACACACACACAGACACAUAUACACUCACACACACACACAUACACAUGCAGACACACACACACACACACACACACACACACACACACACACAGACACAUAUACACUCACACACACACAUAUACACAUACAGACACACACACACACACACACAGACACAUAUACACUCACACACACACACAUAUACACAUGCAGACACACACACACACACAAACGAUCACACACACACACAAUCACAAACUCACACAGACACACACACAAUCACACACUCACACACAUAUACACUCACACAUACAAUAUACACAUGCAGACACACACACAAACGAUCACACACACACAAAAUCACAAACUCACACAGACACACACACACACACACACACUCUCACAUACAAUCACACACUCACAAACACACACUCUCACACACAAUCACACACUCACAUAUACACUCACACACACAAUAUACACAUGCAGACACACACACAAACACUCACACACACAGACACACAAUCACACACUCACACUCACACACACACAUAUACACUCACACAUACAAUAUACACAUGCAGACACACACACAUAAUACGCACACACAGACACACAAUCACACACACAAUACACACACACACACACACACAAUCACACACUCACACACACAAUACACUCACACACACACACACACACACAUUUGUCAUUAUAACAGAGUGCUAGUGAAAUUGUUUUGUGUAAGUGUAUAACAUUCAAACACUGUCACGCCUCUUCCUGCUCAACAAAUACACACACACACACACACACACACACACACACACACACUCUCACACACACUCUCACACUCACACACACACUCACACACACACACACACACACACACACACACUCACACACAAUAUACA